AUGUACCAGAGAUCCCUCUUUUUUCUUGGGCUUGCUUUGCUAGGAAGUGUAGCUUUUGCUUCCCCGUCAGGAAAAUUGUCUUUAAUUAGUCGUAAUUAUACGGCAGGGUAUCGAUCUGUGGCAUAUUUUGUUAAUUGGGCAAUUUACGACCGGAAGUUUUACCCACAAGAUCUUCCGGUAGAGCAACUCACACAUGUUCUGUAUGCAUUCGCCAACGUGCAUGCGGACACCGGGCGCGUUUACUUGUCAGAUCCCUGGGCCGAUAUUGAGAAGCACUACUCCGGUGAUUCUUGGGAUGAGGCCGGGAACAACGCUUAUGGGUGUAUAAAACAACUGUUCUUACUCAAACAGAGAAAUCGCAAUCUUAAGGUGCUGCUUUCGAUUGGCGGCUGGUCAUAUUCUAAUAAUCUCGCGGCCGCACUCGGUACUAGUACCGGCCGCUCAGCUUUUGUUUCUUCCGCCGUGAGCCUUGUGAAAAAUUUGGGAUUCGAUGGACUUGAUAUUGAUUGGGAAUACCCCUCUAAUAACACUCAGGCACAAAAUAUGGUGGACAUGCUGAAAGGCCUGCGCUCAGUAGGUCCGACCUGGUCCCAUUGUCAUUCGUUUAGUACUAAUCAUCGUCAGGCUCUUGAUGAUUACAGUGCCGCACAUGCAAAUGGCUACCAUUUCCUGAUAACAACUGCGAGUCCAGCCGGUCCGAGCAACUACAAGAAGCUACAUGUCGCAGAAAUGGACCAAUACAUUGAUUUCUGGAAUCUGAUGGCAUAUGAUUAUGCUGGAAGUUGGGACAAUGUGACCGGGCAUGAUGCUAAUCUAUAUCAAUCUAUUGACAACAAGCCAAGUACCCCAUUCAACACGGAUGUGGCAGUUGACUACUACACCACUCAUGGAGUAGAUUCUAGAAAAAUUGUCAUGGGGAUGCCACUUUAUGGCAGAUCGUUUUUGAACACCGACGGCCCAGGUGACAGCUAUAAUGGGGUUGGGAGUGGCAGUUGGGAACGCGGCGUGUGGGACUAUAAGUCUUUACCACUGCAAGAUUCCAUUGUCCACUACUUGGAGCAGUCGGUUUCUAGCUACAGUUACGACCCCACAAGACGCAUGAUGAUCAGCUUUGACACACCUGAAGUAGCUCGGAAAAAGGCACAGUACAUCAUGGCGAAAGGCCUCGGCGGGGGAAUGUGGUGGGAAAGCAGCAGUGACAAGGCUGGGUCUGACAGCUUGAUCAGUAACGUCAUUGCAUCAUUCGGAGGCAUUGGCUCAUUGGAGACAAGCCACAACCAGCUUAAUUACACCGUUUCGGAGUAUCUGAACAUCAGGAAUGGGCUUUAA
Penicillium daleae is the source of this 1329-nucleotide messenger RNA. Its product is annotated as glycoside hydrolase family 18 protein. Gene Ontology annotation, cellular component: extracellular region. Gene Ontology annotation, biological process: carbohydrate metabolic process; chitin catabolic process. NCBI's taxonomy places the organism in Eukaryota, Fungi, Ascomycota, Eurotiomycetes, Eurotiales, Aspergillaceae. Bases 1 to 1329 code for a protein of 442 amino acids. The record is from RefSeq and is a predicted model, not a curated record. Gene Ontology annotation, molecular function: chitin binding; chitinase activity. The transcript is spliced from 5 exons.